Zophobas morio is the source of this 1426-nucleotide messenger RNA. Its product is annotated as golgin-45. The record is from RefSeq and is a predicted model, not a curated record. Gene Ontology annotation, cellular component: Golgi membrane. The coding region runs from base 110 to 1357 and encodes 415 amino acids. NCBI's taxonomy places the organism in Eukaryota, Metazoa, Arthropoda, Insecta, Coleoptera, Tenebrionidae. The transcript has 5 exons. Gene Ontology annotation, biological process: Golgi to plasma membrane protein transport; Golgi organization.
AGUUCAAUGACAUUUCGAUAACCCUAAUCCGAUAGCAGCUGCUGUUGACAAAUAAUGACCAAACCACCACAAAAUUAACGAAAAUCUCAAUCCCAGGCUGUCUCACACCAUGGAUUUCCCAAUAGCCCCCCCGAAAGAACGCACUCUGGGUGACGGCAUCGACAGCUCCUUGCUCAAACUCUCAGAAUCCGCCCUAACUCGCAAUAACCUCAAAAUGAACCUCCACCUCUCAAACGGCCCCAUCACAUUCAGGCCAAUAGAACCCAAGUGCCAAAUCUUCACUCUGAAGCCAGUUUACGUCAGUAAGGAGCGCAAACAACCCAAAUUCCUAAUUCGGAAACCCAAAGAACCCAAAUUCGUCCCGUACGAACCCUACAAAGGCGCCGUGGAACCCAUCAUCGCCCACAAGACCGAAAUAAAGAAACUCCCGGUGAAGUCGUCGCGGAACAACGUGGAGAUACAGGAUUUGGUGGCGCAGAUGGCGCAGAUGCGGUCAGUGGAGAUGAAUAAGGCGAACGAGGAGGCGGUGCAGAACGACGAGCCCCUAAUUUCUAGAAGACAGUGGGAGCAGGAGAGGUUGGGGUACGAGACGGAUAUUAAAAAUUUAAGGGAGACGAAUUCGCAUUUGGAAAAUCAGAUUAAGUUUCAAGCGCAGGUUAACAGCGAAUUGAAAACGUUGUUGGUGGCUGCUGUGGGUGAAGAUUUGGAAAGUCGGGUCCAGCAUUUGACUGAAGACAAGUUGCAAUUGGCGAGGGCGUUACUCAAUUCUGCUAAUCAUUUGACGUCGCAUCAGGAGCAGACGGAGUGGCUGUCGGGGCAGUGUGAGGUGUGGAGGAGCAAGUUUCUGGCUUCUAGUUUAAUGGUGGAAGAAUUGGCCCGUUGGAAGUCAGCCCUCACCAGCCGCAUUAAUGAGCUCCAGGAAAUCGUUAAAAAGCUCUUGGAUGAGAGAUACAGGGUACAAAAUAAGUGUUUGAAAACUUGUUGUUUGUUGCAAAGCACCAGGAAGAAGUUAGUUGGUGAUGAAAUGCAACAGUGUGAUUUAAAUAGUUCUAAUAUUGUUGACUUAAGCACUUUAAAUUAUAGCUUAACUCAAGAUAUAAGUCAGUUAGUUGAUAUUGAUAAUAAAAGGUGUGAUGAUUUGUAUGAAAGUUAUGGCACGUUGUCGCAACAUACAGGGAUAGAAACAACUGCCAUGAAGCUGCUUCAAAAUCCUGUUACCAUUUCCAACAAACAGGAUGCAAUUUGUAAUGCAUUGAUGGGUACUGCAUUGUCACUGAGUGGUGAACAGAUUUAUCUCAAGAGUCCAGGUCAAGCCAGUUGUUGUCCACAUUGUACAGGGGAAAUAAAAAAUAUAUGACAUUAGGUCAAUGGGUUUUGAUAUUAUUUAUGAAACUGUUUUUGUACAAAAUAAAGCAUUUUUUCAUAA